Puccinia triticina is the source of this 201-nucleotide messenger RNA. RefSeq lists its product as uncharacterized. Lineage: Eukaryota; Fungi; Basidiomycota; Pucciniomycetes; Pucciniales; Pucciniaceae. The coding region runs from base 1 to 201 and encodes 66 amino acids. The transcript has a single exon. The record is from RefSeq and is a predicted model, not a curated record.
AUGUCAAUUCCACAAGGGUCGAGGCCAUUAACAUUCAUCACGAUGAAUACGCCGAAGGGUCAAGAAUUCCAAGAAUUCGCCGAGCAACUCAAGCUUGUCUACCACUUUGCGUUCACUCAUCAUUUGAUGGACGUGCGGGGUGGACAACAAAGAAGUGAUUUGUUCAUGAAAUUGAACCCGAAUGCUGAGCACAGCAAAUGA